Molecule: messenger RNA, 2542 nt
Organism: Pichia membranifaciens NRRL Y-2026
Lineage: Eukaryota; Fungi; Ascomycota; Pichiomycetes; Pichiales; Pichiaceae
Exons: 1
Coding region: 138-2444 (768 amino acids)
Biological process (GO): protein O-linked glycosylation via mannose
Cellular component (GO): membrane; endoplasmic reticulum
Molecular function (GO): dolichyl-phosphate-mannose-protein mannosyltransferase activity
Source: RefSeq, a predicted model, not a curated record
CGAGGACAUAAUAGCAUUGUUUUGUCAGCCGAAAGUUUCUGUUCCGACCUGACCUGAAGUGCUGUUUUCCGUCUGCGUCCGCCUUCGUCUCUUUCUUUCCCCUUUCCUUUCCCUAACAAUUGCCUAGGUUCUCCGCAAUGUCUGCUGCAGAAAGGGAGAAACUUAUCGACGUGUCUGACGAUGACGACGCAAAGUACAACAUCACAGAAGACCAAAUGAAGGAAAAGCUCCAAGAGCUAGCCAGAAAGGAUCCUAAGCACGCCAUGGUGGAGAUGCCCGAGGAAAUAUCUCCUUCUAGAACCUAUAGUGACAUACUGAAACUUGAGAACUACAUUGCUCCCGUGCUCUUCACCAUUCUCUCGUUCUUCGUCCGGAUGUACAAGAUUGGAGCCAACAACCACGUCGUCUGGGAUGAGGCGCAUUUUGGAAAGUUUGGUUCAUACUACUUGAGACACUCGUUCUACCACGACGUCCAUCCUCCUCUUGGAAAGAUGUUGGUUGGUUUCUCGGGGUACUUGGCUGGAUACAAUGGUUCCUGGGACUUCCCUUCGGGCCAGGAGUACCCUGAGUAUAUUGACUUCGUUAAAAUGAGAAUGUUCAAUGCCACCUUCGGCGCGUUAAUGGUUCCAAUCGCCUACUUUACCAUGAAGCAGAUUGGCUAUAACCGGAAAGUCACUUGGCUUUUCACCCUGAUGGUUUGUCUGGAAACAACAUACACCACCUUGGCCAGAUUUAUCUUAUUGGACUCGAUGCUUCUCUUCUUCACAUGUACCACCGUUCUUUGUUUCUACAGAUUUCAUUCACACAACAGGAUCCCAGAAAAAGUUUUCACUAAAAAAUGGUUUAAAUGGCUUAUCUUGACUGGUGUCAGUAUCGGUUGUGUUGACUCGGUCAAGAUGGUCGGUUUAUUUGUCACAUCCUUGGUUGGUAUCUACACUAUUGUUGACUUGUGGAAUCUCUUCGGGGAAGUAGGUAGAAAGAAAUGUACAAAGGCAAAAUACGUUUUCCACUGGAUUACGAGGUUUGCCUGCCUUUGUGUCAUUCCUUUCAUUGUUUUCGCCAUCUGUUUCAAGCUUCAUUUUGAUCUGCUAUCUGGCACCGGUCCGGGUGAUGCAACUAUGUCUUCCCUUUUCCAAGCAAACUUGAAUGGCACAACUUUGACCUCCGGUCCAAGAGAUGUCAUGACCUUGGACUCCAGCGUUACAAUCAAGUCUCAAUCUUUGAGUGGUGGAUUGUUGCACUCCCAUAUUCAAACCUACCCUGAGGGCUCCACCCAACAACAGGUCACCACUUACUCCCACAAGGAUGCAAACAACGACUGGGUAUUUCAAUUGACCAGAGACGACCCAAGAACUGAGUUCAAAGAACCUCACUACGUUGUCGACGGCAUGAGAAUCAGAUUGGUUCACAAGGGUACUGGCAGAAACCUUCAUUCUCAUGAAAUCGCAGCUCCAGUCACAAAGGGAGUCUGGGAAGUUUCAUCUUAUGGUGAUGACGUUAACGGUGAUGCCAAGGACAAUUGGAUCGUUGAAAUUGCCGAUCAUUAUGGUGCCGAAGACUCCUCUGUCUUACAUCCUCUGACUUCCUCAUUCAGAUUAAGAAACGAAGUUUUGGGCUGUUACUUAGGUGUCACUGACUCACAGUUGCCUGCUUGGGGUUUCAGACAGGGAGAAGUUGUUUGCUGGCCAAAUCCUUUCAGAAGAGAUAAAAGAACCUGGUGGAACAUUGAAGACCACACCAACGAGAACUUACCAAACCCUCCUGAGGAUUUUAAAUUACCAAAAACUUCUUUUUACAAAGAUUUUGUCCAAUUGAACAUCGCAAUGAUGGCAACAAACAACGCCCUUGUCCCAGAUUAUGAAAAGCAAGAUGAUCUUGCCUCCAACUGGUGGCAAUGGCCUACUUUGAACGUCGGUAUCAGACUCUGCGGUUGGAACGACGAAAACUACAAGUACUUCCUCAUAGGUUCUCCUGCAACGACAUGGACAUCAACUCUCUCCAUUUUUGGAUUCAUUGGUAUCAUCUUGGCUUAUUUGUUGAGAUGGCAGAGACAAAUCGACGACUUCAACUUGAAAGGUACCACCUCUCUCUCCGAAGCUCUUGUUGAUACAAAUAGUACUCUUUACAAACUAGUCUACGGUGGUAUCUAUCCAUUCUUGGGUUGGUUCCUCCACUUCUUGCCAUUCAUUGUUAUGGGACGUGUGAAGUACGUCCACCAUUACAUGCCUGCCCUUUAUUUUGCCAUGAUGGUCAUGUGUUACGUCGUCGACUUCAUCGACCUCAAGGUCAACAAAACCUCUUUCACAAUUGUUUGGUACGGUUUCUUGUAUUCUUUGGUCAUUGCGUUCUUUGUUUACCUAUGCCCAUUCUCUUUCGGUAUGUGGGGUCCAAGCCAAGACUGGGCCUACUUGAAGGUCUUGAACUCUUGGAGAAUCACCGACUAAACUUACCUCACAUAGCCCGCAAGCUUCCCUUGUCAGCGAUUAAAAAAAUACAAUAAUAAUUUACCCGAGCUAUAUACACAGAUGUAUGCUUCCACCAC